AUGCUAUUGAUUUUUGUGAUCGGCGCAUUGAUGGCCGAUUCAAUCAACAUGCCUGAUCCAAAACAUUCCACAAAAACAGUGGAACACGAGGGUCAUUGUGGUGGUGAAUUCCACGAGUGCGAUGAGGGUACGGAGAAUCGAAUGAGAAGGGAAUAUCAAGCCGGCAAAGAGGAUGGAAGAAAGUUUGGUGCAAAGAUCAACCAAAAUGCCCGAGACGCUGGAGAGAAAGUGAAAGAAACCGCUCAAAAUGCUCGUGACAAAGCCCGAGAUACAGCUGAAUCCGCAAAACAAAAUGUCCGGGAAAAAGCUGAUCAAGCAAAAGCUGAAGAGUACAAAGAUUGGGCGGGAGAGAAAGUCGAGGAUGUGAGAGAUACUGCUCGUGAGUACAAGCAAAAGGCUGGUGAGAAAGUUGACGAGUACAAAGAUUGGGCUGGAGAGAAAGUUGAAGAUGUGAAAGACACCGCUCGUGAGUACAAACAAACCGCUGGCGAAAAAGUCGACAAGGCGAAAGAAACCGCUCAAGAAUACAAGGAUUGGGCUGGAGAAAAGGUUGAAGAUGUGAAAGAUACUGCUCGUGAGUACAAGGACAAAGCUGGCGAUAAAGUCGAUAAGGCAAAAGAAACUGCGAAAGAGUACAAGGACAAAGCUGGCGAAAAAGUCGACAAGGCGAAAGAAACCGCUCAAGAAUACAAGGAUUGGGCUGGAGAAAAGGUUGAAGAUGUGAAAGAUACUGCUCGUGAGUACAAGGACAAAGCUGGCGAUAAAGUCGAUAAGGCAAAAGAAACUGCGAAAGAGUACAAGGACAAAGCUGGCGAAAAAGUCGACAAGGCGAAAGAAACCGCUCAAGAAUACAAGGAUUGGGCUGGAGAAAAGGUUGAAGAUGUGAAAGAUACUGCUCGUGAGUACAAGGACAAAGCUGGCGAUAAAGUCGACAAGGCAAAAGAAACCGCCCAAGAAUACAAAGAUUCGGCUGGAGAAAAGGUUGAAGAUGUGAAAGAUACUGCUCGUGAGUACAAGGACAAAGCUGGCGAAAAAGUCGAUAAGGCAAAAGAAACUGCUAAAGAGUACAAGGACAAAGCUGGAGAGAAAAUCGAUCAAGUUAAAGAUACUGCUAAAGAAUACAAGGAUGCAGCUGGUUCCAACUUUGAAGAUGUGAAAGAAUAUGCGAAAGAAACGGCCGAUUCAGUCAAGCAAGGUGCAAAGGAAACAGCUGAUCAAGCAAAAGAUAAAGCUGAAGAGUACAAGGAAUGGGCUGGAGAGAAAGUCGAGGAUGUGAAAGAAGUCGGAAAGAAAAGCAUUGAAUGGGCUGGUGGAACGAUUCAGACAGCAAAUGACCGAGCUCGUGAUGCAGCUGACAAAGCUGGAGACAAGUUGGAAGAGACGAAAGAGAAAGCCGGUGAAAAGCUCGAGGAUAUAAAAGAAAAGGCCAGCGAAACCGCCAAGGAAUACAAGGAGUGGGCUGGCGAGAAAAUGGAGGAUGCUAAAGACACCGCCAAGGAGUACGCUCACUGGGCUGGAGACAAGAUGGAAGGAGCUAAAGAAACCGCCAAGCAAUGGACUGGUGAAAAGAUGGAAGAUGCUAAAGAGAAAGCCGGUGAAUACAAGGAAUGGGCUGGUGAGAAGAUGGAUGAUGCAAAAGAAUCCACCAAGGAAACUGCUCAGGACUACGCGCAUUGGGCCGGAGAGAAACUGGGAGAUGUGAAAGACGCCGCCAUUGAAAAAGCGAAGGAGUACGCCGAAUGGGCCGGUGAAAAGCUUCACGAGGCAAAAGAAUGGGCAGGUGACAAGGCACAAGGCGCAAAAGAAUCCGCAAAAGAAACAGCUUCUGAAUACGCAGAUGAAGCCGGUCGAAAGUUGAGCGAUGCAAAAGAUUCUGCCAAAGAAAAAGCUUCCGAGUAUGCACAUAGAGCUGGGGACAAGUUGCAUGAUGCGAAAGAAUCCGCAAAAGAGACCACAAAAGAAUACGCUCAAGAAGCUGGUCGAAAAUUAAGCGAUGCUGCUGAAUCCGCCAAAGAAACUGCUAAAGAUUAUGCUCAUCGAGCUAAAGAAUCAGUCAAGGAGAAAGCCUCGGAAUACAAGGAUUGGGCUGGAGAUAAAGCGCAUGAAGCAAAAGAGUCGACAAAAGAGACGACAAAAGAAUACGCACAACAAGCCGGGAGAAAGUUGAGCGAUGCAGCAGAUUCUGCCAAAGAGAAAGCUUCCGAGUAUGCGCAUAGAGCUGGAGACAAGAUGCAUGAGGCAAAAGAAUCAGUGAAAGAAACCGCAAAAGAAUAUGCGGAUCGAGCUGGGAGAAAAUUAAGCGACGCUUCUGAAUCAGCGAAAGAAACCGCAAAAGAAUAUGCGGAUCGAGCUGGGAGAAAAUUAAGCGAUGCUUCCGACACUGCAAAAGAGAAAGCCUCGGAGUACGCGGGUCGAGCCGGUGAAAAACUCCGCGAUGCGAAAGACUCCGCUUACGAUACGGCAAAAGAGUACUCGGAUUGGGCGGGUGACAAGUUGCACGAGGCAAAGGACGCUAUGGAAAGAGAGGCCCACGAGGCUGGCGAGAACAUCGAGGAGACAAAAGACUCAGCCAAGCAAUGGACCAGCGAGAAAGUUGAUCAAGCAAAGAAAACCGCUCAAGAGUACAAGGAUUGGACGGGUGAGAAGAUCAACGAGGGACACGGAAUUGCUAGUGAAAAUGUCGGAAUGAUUCGAGAAAAUAUCAGAAAGGCUUCAGAUGACGCCUCAAGACACGCCGAGAAGGGCUAUCAAGAGGGUCGACAAAGAGCCGAAUCUUUGAGCGAAUCGAUCCAGGAGAGUCUGUUGACGGGCGCUCAUGUAGUCGGACAUGCCAUUGGCUCAAUGGCUCACGCGGUUGGCGGGCUUUUAGGAAGUGUCGGCGAAGUGGUAAAAGACAGUGUUCACGAUACUGGUGUGGCUGCAGCCGAAAGUGUGAAGGGACUUUACGACGGGGUUUCUGAUGAUUCCCAACAUCCCGGGGACUCGGCCGCUAAAGUCGGCGAGUCGCUUUACGAAGGCGGGAAGAACGCGAGUGAGACAGCCGCUGAUAAAGCCAAAGAUGCUGGCGAAGUGAUUGGCGAGAAGCUCAAGGACACAAAGGAGGGAAUGGAAGGAGCUGCUGCUUACACAGCUGAUUUGGUCGGUGACUAUGCACAAUCCUUGAAGAAAGGAGCACAAAACAAAAUGAAUCAAAUGGCUGAAGGAGCGAAGAUGACUGGAGAGAAGAUUUCGGAGGGAGCCGGAGCAGCGGCUGGAUUCGCUGCACACACAGGUGAAGGAGCGGUGGAGAGUGCAAAGAAUGCUGGUGGAUAUGUUGCUGACAAGGCACAGAAUGCAGGAGAUAGAGCUGUUCAUGGAGCGGAGGUGAUCGGUGGAGCCGCGUCGGAUGCGGGCGAACAAGUCAUGGAAGGAGCGAAGACUUAUGCUGAGAAAGUCGCCGAAGGAACGAGGAAACUCGGCGAUAAAGCUGCCUACGGAGCCGGGUACACAGCUGGAGCGGGUGAGGGAGCGAUCGGAAAGGAAAAUCAAGAGAACACCAAGCCACAUCAAGAU
Messenger RNA from Mesorhabditis belari, 3552 nucleotides. The record is from the annotation of a GenBank genome assembly. NCBI's taxonomy places the organism in Eukaryota, Metazoa, Nematoda, Chromadorea, Rhabditida, Rhabditidae.